Pelobates fuscus (common spadefoot toad) is the source of this 1200-nucleotide messenger RNA. RefSeq names its product serine dehydratase-like. The coding region runs from base 196 to 1173 and encodes 325 amino acids. The record is from RefSeq and is a predicted model, not a curated record. NCBI's taxonomy places the organism in Eukaryota, Metazoa, Chordata, Amphibia, Anura, Pelobatidae. Gene Ontology annotation, biological process: L-serine catabolic process; L-threonine catabolic process. The transcript is spliced from 8 exons. Gene Ontology annotation, molecular function: L-serine ammonia-lyase activity; threonine deaminase activity.
GGACCCAGUCAAAAGACCUGUUCCAGCUGGUCUUACUGGUUACAAGAUAAAAGCAAUCUGGUAAACAUGAGGGAGGGGGAGAGGGAGCCUCUUAUUUUAAGUGAGGACAAGAUCAAAAGGAGGAAUCCCUGGGAAGGGAGGAGGACUGUAAACUGUGUCAAGAGGUGAAGGUAUACUGUACAAGUAAACACUCAGAUGGAGCCCUCUCACGUAGAUCCGUUUCAUAUUGUCACUCCAUUGAAGAAGAGCCCUGUGUUGUCUACUCUGGCUGGCACAGAUGUGCUCAUGAAACUGGAAAAUAUCCAACCCAUGGGUUCCUUCAAGAUACGAGGGAUUGGCCACUACUGUCAGAUGUUGUCCACGAAGGGAUAUACAAAGUUUGUCUGCUCUUCAGGAGGGAAUGCUGGACUGGCUGCAGCCUACGCAUGUAAUAAGCUUGGACUUCCAGCCACCAUAGUGGUUCCAGAAAGCACAGGCCAGGACAUUGUACAAAAGCUGCAAAAGCUGGGAGCAGAUGUCAUAGUGAAAGGAAAGGCUUGGGAUGAUGCUGAUGCUCAUGCACACCAGUUAACCGAGGUCCCAGGCUCUGUGUACGUCUCUCCAUUUAAUCAUCCAGUCAUUUGGGAAGGCCACUCUACUCUUGUAUAUGAGUUGAAGAACUCGUUGGGCUCUCAGACACCUGGUGUUUUAGUGGUGGCAGUUGGUGGAGGUGGUCUGCUUGCUGGUUUGGUUGAAGGGAUGGUUAAAGUGGGCUGGUCUGAUGUGCCCAUCAUUGCCAUGGAGACAAUAGGUGCCCACUGUCUAAAUGCCGCCCUUCAAGCUGGAAAAGCUGUCACCCUACCAGAAAUCACAAGCAUUGCCAAGUGUCUGGGUGCAAAGACUGUGUGUGAGAGAGCACUGCAGUAUGCAAGGGAGAAAAAUAUCAUUUCCAUAACUGUGGAUGAUAGAGAGGCUGUACGGGCAAUAGAGAAAUUUGUGGAUGAUGAACUGAUGCUGGUGGAGCCUUCUUGUGGUGCUGCCCUGGCUGCGAUAUAUUCAGGACACAUACAGCGCCUGCAGCAGGAGGGGAAGUUGCAAACACCCCAUGGUCCAGUGGUGCUUAUAGUAUGUGGAGGCAGUGGUAUCAGUCUCUCCCAGCUUCAGGACUUCAAAUCCCAGCUGGGACUGAACUGACCCCUAGAAUAAAUCAUGGGUUUCCAA